CCGUGUGUCGUCACCGUCUCAACAUGGCGGUGUGUGUGGCGGUGAUAGCGAAGGAGAAUUACCCUCUGUACAUACGGAGCGUCCCCUCCCAGAGUGAGCUGAAGUUCCACUACACUGUGCACACUUCACUGGAUGUAGUGGAGGAGAAGAUCUCUACAGUGGGGAAAGCCAUGGCUGAGCAAAGAGAGCUGUACUUGGGUCUGCUUUACCCGACAGAGGACUACAAAGUAUAUGGCUAUGUGACGAACUCCAAAGUGAAGUUUGUAAUUGUCGUAGACUCUUCAAACACAUCACUGAGAGACAACGAGAUACGAAGCAUGUUCAGAAAAUUGCACAAUUCCUUCACAGAUGUUAUGUGCAAUCCCUUCUACAACCCUGGCGAUCCAAUUCAGUCAAAGGCCUUUGACAGCAUGGUGUCAACUAUGAUGGUGCAAUCCUCCUAACUAUGUCUGUUCUUACUGUAAAUACAGCAGCUUCUGUGUCCCCCUCUCUGCACUCAUGUCCUGAGCUGUAUAUGUUUGUAUACUGUGUGAAAUAAAAAGUCUUUUGAGUUACACUUUAAAA
Molecule: messenger RNA, 564 nt
Organism: Colossoma macropomum (tambaqui)
Lineage: Eukaryota; Metazoa; Chordata; Actinopteri; Characiformes; Serrasalmidae
Gene: trappc2l
Product: trafficking protein particle complex 2-like
Exons: 5
Coding region: 24-443 (139 amino acids)
Biological process (GO): endoplasmic reticulum to Golgi vesicle-mediated transport
Cellular component (GO): cytoplasm; nucleus; TRAPP complex
Source: RefSeq, a predicted model, not a curated record